This is a messenger RNA of Schistocerca americana (American grasshopper), 5616 nucleotides long. It is a transcript of the gene mtd, whose product is annotated as oxidation resistance protein 1. Gene Ontology annotation, biological process: response to oxidative stress. Lineage: Eukaryota; Metazoa; Arthropoda; Insecta; Orthoptera; Acrididae. The coding region runs from base 268 to 3822 and encodes 1184 amino acids. Gene Ontology annotation, cellular component: nucleus. The transcript has 21 exons. The record is from RefSeq and is a predicted model, not a curated record.
GCGUCUGCUGUGGUGCGUUGCAGUGCCGUCUGCGCGUGCGUGUGCGAUGUAAACAAAGACUGCGCAAGUUUUUCGCGAGUGUUUUUUGCUACCGUUUCUAAAGUCGUUCUAUUGUAUUCCUGUCUGAGUUGGUUUACUUUAUUAUAUCCGGUUAAUUGAUUAAUUUACAGACUGAAGAGAAUUCACAGAAGAUACUGAACCGGCGUGGAAUGUUUUAAACUAGGCGCGCAGUAUGCUGACAGCCUAGCCGCGAUCCCAGGCCGCGACAUGGAGACGGUGCAGGUGCACAUGCCGGUGCGCGUCACGGUGGAGGCGGUGGACGACGUGGACGUGGGCGUGGGCGCGCCGUGGGAGGGCCCGCGCCCCCGCGCGGGGUUGGGUCUGGAUGGCGAUCCGGCUGCGUCGAGCAGCUCGCACAGCCUGCCGCUGGUGCUGGAGUCGGGCGCCGACUCCGCCCCCGAGCUGGGGCCGCCCUCCGCCGACAAGCGCGGCCGCCGCAAGUCGUGGCACAUUAAGAUGGAGCGCAAGCGCCGCAAGGGAGUCAUCGGCAACGUCGCCGCCGCCGACCGCCAGAAGAGGCCCUCCUGGUGGAACAUCUUCGUGCCCGACCACUGGCCCAGGUCGCGCCGCGCCUCGCAGGACCUGAGCCGGCCCACGGAGAGCGGCGCCACCUACCUGCGGAGCAAGAGCCGCAGCGUGGACCAUGGCUUCGUGGCGCCUUUCGACUUGGACUCGCUGCGUUCCAAAGUGGAGGGCCGCUUUGAGUCCGUUGACAAGCUCUCCAGAUCCGAUUCUGAUGGCGGAGGUCCCGGAAAGGACGGCGCCCCUCUCGGGGAGCGCCGACCCGCUUCUGCCCCGCCCCCAAUCGAGACGACGACGUACACGGUGGCAGCGAACGACACCCUUACGUCCGUGGCGGCGCGGUUCGACACGACGCCGUCGGAGCUGGCAAAGCUGAACCGGCUGGGCGCGCGUCUCAUCUUCCCCGGACAGGUGCUGCGCGUACCCUUGCGCGGGCCUGCCGCUGACUCCGCCGAGGGAGCGGACCGACAGCAGCCGCAGCUGCAGCCGCCGGCGCCUGCGCACCCCGAAGGCCAGCUGACGCCAGCCGCCGCCGCUGACGCCGCGCGGCCCUCUGCAGAGACAGAUAUUCUGGAGAGCUUGCGGCCUGUGUCACCAAAACCAACUGGUCCACCUGUGAUGAGUGAAGCAACGCACCCCUCCCACCCUGAUACUACAGGUAGCAGUGGUGCAUCGCUGGAGGAGCAGCGAGCUGAAAGACGUUUCCUCAAGAUCAAUGUGCGGCACAUAACUGACGGACAGGGUGUUGUUGGUGGUGUGCUGCUCGUGACGCCUAAUGCAGUAAUGUUUGACCCAAAUGUAUCUGAUCCCCUAGUUAUUGAGCAUGGUCCAGAGAUGUAUGGUGUAAUUGCUCCCAUGGAAUAUGUGGUAAAUGCAGCUAUCUACUAUGACAUUGCCCACAUGAGAGUGGGCCACCAUACUGGCGACAACAAAAGGGCAGACACACCCAAGCCGGAAAUAUACCAUUCGAAGGCCUUUCAGACCUAUGAGAAAGGACAGAACUCGCCAGGCAAGGAUUCUCUUCUAGUGAAGGAUGAGACUUUUCCAGAGCUUGCUGGCCCAGCCCGAUCUUCCCCAGAGGACAAUGAGAGCGAGUGUUCAUGCCCUGGACGUGAAGAUGGUGAUGCCUUCCCCAAGGCCUUUGAACGGGAUCUCGUGACACCUACUAACCUGGCAACCACAGUAGAAAAUGGGACUGAUGCAGACAGCAGACAGGUGUCUUUUGAAUCUUGCACCUCUGGUUCUCAGACAAAGGACGGUGUAGAAGAGACGACUGAAGCAGAUGAUGAUGACUAUGAUGAUGAUGAUAUCAUAAAGGCACUGAGAUCUGCAGAAGAGCGACGUCGCUCUUGCAUUGAUCAUCACUGGGCUGUACCUAGCAGCGAACGAGAUCGCUCCUUGGAAAAAGAUGAACUUGAAGCAGAUGGAGAAAGAAAUGACACAGCAGUAAGUGCUCCAUGUGAUGGCCUGCUAGAGAAACACAGCUGCCAUGAUUCUGGCAUAGAUAUCCGAGAAGUAGGAGCACUUGGAGAUCAGGCACAACCACCUGGAACUCAUUCAGUCCAGGAACAGCAGGAAGAUGAGGAGGAGGAAAUACCUAUUGUAUUACCUAGUAAGAAGGUGUUUUCCGAUGCAGACAUAAUUCUUGCACCAAAGACUGAAUGGGUACCACCUCGAACUGUGUCAGGUCCAACUCAUGUUCACACGUCCCAAGACUCUCCUCCUGUUAAUGAAUCUGGUAGGAAGAAAACUUCAUCAGUGUCCUUCAGUCUUGAUUCAAAUCAAGAGGGGGAUUCAGGCAGUGAUAAAGGUGAAGAAGGUAGUCAAAAAAGUGAAGAUCCAGAGAAACAAGAGAGCAGAAAGAAUAAGAUGCUGAAAAGGCUGUCAUACCCACUUUCGUGGAUGGAAGGAAUAACUGGUGAAAAAGAUGAUAAAGAUCCUCUGGUGGGACUACCAACACCUUCCGCUGUAGAUGCACAGCAGCACUCAUCAAUGUUUUCCAAAGUGUUUUCAAGGCGAUCAUCAGUUGGGACUUUCAUCCGCCAGCAGCAAGAACCUCGAUCAGCACCACCGCAGAAGCCUGUUGCUCCAAAGCUGGACUAUCGUAGUAUGGUGUCUGUUGAGGACAUGCCUGAACUUUUUGUUUCAUUUGAUAUCCAUGCACCUAACUAUCCUCUGCUCGAUGGUUUGGAAUUGAUACCAAGACCAGCAAGAUCCUGUGAAGACCCACCACUUUACUUAACACUGAGAAUGGGGAAACCAUUAAAUAAAAAGAUUCCAAAGUCAACCCCCAUUAUGUCAUAUGGGAAAAAGAAAAUGAGGCCAGAAUACUGGUUCAGUGUACCCAGGAACAGGGUUGAUGAACUGUACAGUUUCCUGAUGCUGUGGAUCCCCCAUCUUUACGGUGACCUGGAAGAAAUAGACUUCAAAUCACGUGGUUAUGAGUUAGUGGAAUCAGAUACAGAACUCUGGGAUGAUGAAGUUGGAGAUGGAAAUGGUCGAACAGGAGAUAGUAGGUCUCGGUCAGGCAGUGAUGGUGAUGCAGAAUUGGGGGAACUGACACGUGAAUCAUGGGAGGUGAUCAAGGCCCCAUAUGUUAAGCUGUACAGUAUCUUGAAGACUGUGUCUUCCGAAUCUGAGCCAGUUGAGGAGGUGCUUUCUAUGAGCGAGGAAUUACGCCGUGCACUGUAUGCCAAUAAUUCCACCAGUAUUGACUUGGAAUUUACAUUGCCAGAACUUUCGGGUACAACAGAGAUUUUGUCAGAAGAGCACAGACGCAAACUUUGCAGGCACUUGCCUGCCCGAGCUGAAGGGUAUGUGUGGACACUUGUGUUCAGUACCUCACAACAUGGUUUCAGUUUGAACUCAAUGUAUCGGAAGAUGAACAGGUUGGAGAGCCCAAUCCUCUUAGUUAUAGAAGACACAGAGAAUAAUGUAUUUGGUGCCUUGACAUCAUGUGCCCUGAAAGUGAGUGACCACUUCUAUGGAACAGGAGAAUCGCUUCUCUUCAGAUUUACACCAGAGUUCCAAGUGUUCAAUUGGACAGGAGACAAUCUGUAUUUCAUAAAAGGCAACAAUGAAAGCCUUUCGAUUGGAGCUGGCGAUGGAAAAUUCGGUUUAUGGUUAGAUGGUGACCUCUAUCAGGGGCGGACAGAGCCUUGCAGUACUUACGGAAAUGAGCCUUUGACGCCACAGAAAGACUUCGUUGUAAAGACCUUGGAAUGCUGGGCUUUCAUCUGAACAGUGCUGCUGAAAGUGCUCAGAUUCUAGGAAUGCAAACAGAAUGACAUUUGAAAAUACUGAAUGCGUGUUUCUGCCAGCUUUAUUUUGUAAAAAGUGUAAUUGAAAACAACUGCUAAUGUGCAGUUUUAUUAAAAGUUUAUCCUUGAUAAUGGACUGCAUGAUCUGGAAAAAUGUGUGGGGUCACCAGGCUCCAAUAACAGCUUUGUUUGAUAGACAAUAUGUUGUUUUGUAUUUUUGUGUGGAAUAUUUAAAUACUAGGAUGCUUUUAUGUAUCAUGUAGAAGGGUGAUAUUUCUUCCAAGAAGAAUAAUGGAAAUUAGUACAAGGAUAAUGCAUAGAAUUUGUACAGUGUACAUAAAUUGUAACUCUGUAGUCUGGUAAGUGUACAGUUGCUGUAUAAGAGAUUAGUCAGGUAAUUUCUGUCCGUGAAAUAGGAAAUGAAUUUGUAACAGAUCACUCAGAAUUAUUGAAUAACAGCUGGUGAGAUAUGCAGUGCAUGGUUAUACUUAAGAGCAGACUGUUUUGGUCAGUUAGGCUGUUGAACAGUGAGUAAUGAAAGUUGUCAAGCUAAAGUGAAAUGAAAGUGAAUUAACCAUUGUUCUGGAAGAUGAUUUUUUAGACUGCAGAUGAUUACACGAGUUACUUUUAGAUCAAUCUGUUAAGUGCCAGCAGCAUGUUUCUCAAUUAAUUGGUACUUGCAGAAGGUGAACGUUCUGUAUUUGAAAGAGGCUAAUCUAUAGAAGAGUGAAGACUAUUUCUUGAUGUCAAUGAGGAGUAACAUUUCAAGCACACUUCAAAUUGUGUGUCUUGCUAAUUGUAUGAAAUCACUAAAAUCAGACAUUAGAAACAACGAAAUUUAGUGUAUCACAUAUCACAGUAAAAGUUCGAAAUUACCAGAUUUGUAUGAACUUAAAUUGUGCUGCUCUGAAUAUUUUAUUUAAUAAAGACUGGUGCGAAGUUACCAUUCAUAUACCAACUGACUGACAACUUGGAAGCUUUUGAUGAGAUGGACAGUACAGUUACCAGUAAUUUUUUCUGAGAUCUGACACUGUUCUCUCAGUGUUUCGCAUUUGGUAAAACUUUGUGUUCAUGGAAAUAUCUGUAUUGAUUUAAAAAAGAAAAAGCCUGUUCAAACAACUUCAUUAAAGCAGUGGGACUGUUAAACCACAAAUUGUCUAAAACAAUUUUAAAUUAUCGACAGAUACAAAAUAGAAGUUUACAAAUGCCAUAUAUGCACAAAAAGGCAUUAUGUUCUAUUAGCAAAAUAAAAAUUCAGUAUGUAGAAAUGGUCACAAAAAUGACAAGUAUAAUGAUGAAAAUGUGAAAUAUUAUAGUUUAGAUCAAUAUAUUUGUAUGACACUAUCCUUCAAUAUAUUUUUUCUGUAUUUUGCUGGAAAAUGUAAUCUUAAAUUGCAGUAAAUAUUAUAAUCUAGAAAUGUUAAGAACUGCUCACCUCAGAAGAAAUGUGGAAAAUACAAAGCAUUCUGCGGGCAGCCUUGAUGUUCGAUUAGUAUUUAAAAUGGACUUAAUGCUUUGGGCUUGCCAAACCAUUAAUGCAUACAAUGGAUACUGUAUAAAAUUGUUAGUGUUGCCUUAAUUGUGUGCAAAUGCAAAUAUGUUGAAUAUGUGGGAGAUGUGCUGUUUCCUGCUUCAUUGUUGCUGUGUGUGAAUGAAUGUGGUAUUUUAUUUUUUUACACUGAUGUAGUGCUGUUUUCUGUACUUGUUUUCUGCCAUUAUAUUCAUAAUAAUGUACAGUGAAAAUAAUUAAAUUUAUUCUUGCAGUGGCCAUAAA